Rhagoletis zephyria (snowberry fruit fly) is the source of this 810-nucleotide messenger RNA. Its product is annotated as extensin-like. The record is from RefSeq and is a predicted model, not a curated record. Lineage: Eukaryota; Metazoa; Arthropoda; Insecta; Diptera; Tephritidae.
AUGGGUGUGGUCGAAACGCGAUUACUUCUACGAGGUGCAGCUACUGGCGCUAACUUUUUCAUCGCCUCAUUUUCCGCCCUGCUGGUUUGUGUCGCUGCAGACGUCUCUCAUCUCGGUGGUGGCUACAAUUAUCCAGCGCCUGUGCAUGAAUCUGUGCACUCACAACCAAUACUACCACAAAAUACCUACAUUGCGCCUGCAGCACCAGCACCGGCGCCAUCUCACGGCUACAGCUAUCCGGCACCAGCGCGAAUUCAUGAAGCAGUAAAAUCCCGACCAGUUGCACCAGCUCCAGCGCCAUCUCAGGGCUACAGCUAUCCGGCGCCAGCUCUAGUUCAUGAGGCUAUUAAAUCACAGCCAAUCAUUCCACAUCCACUUCCCGCGCCGUCUCACGGUUACAGCUACCCCGCACCAGUAUCUCAAGCCUACAGCUAUCCAGCGCCAGCUCCACCAGUUCAUCAAGAUGUGAUAUCUCAGCCAAUUUCACCGCAAAGCACUUACAUUCCACCACCACCGGCAGUACCAGCACCAUCAAGGGGCUACAGCUAUCCAGCCCCAGCUUCAGUUCACGAGGCUGUGAAAUCCCAGCCAAUCAUUCCACAAAACACUUACAUCCCACCUGCACCGCCAGCGCCAGCGCCAUCUCAGGGCUACAGCUAUCCAGCGCCAUCUCAAGGCUACAGCUAUCCAGCGCCAGUUCACCAAGAAGUGAAAUCGGAACCGAUUAUACCCUCAUCUUCUCUAGAACAGGAUGGCUACCAUUAUAAGACCGUUCGUCGCGUUGUUUAUAGACGUCGUUUACGAGUUUAA